This is a messenger RNA of Myotis myotis, 4815 nucleotides long. RefSeq lists its product as uncharacterized. The transcript has 3 exons. The record is from RefSeq and is a predicted model, not a curated record. The coding region runs from base 1 to 4815 and encodes 1604 amino acids. Gene Ontology annotation, biological process: homophilic cell-cell adhesion. Gene Ontology annotation, cellular component: plasma membrane. Lineage: Eukaryota; Metazoa; Chordata; Mammalia; Chiroptera; Vespertilionidae. Gene Ontology annotation, molecular function: calcium ion binding.
AUGAUGUUAGCUUCAGGAUCAGGUGACGAGGGAGCCCGGUUUUUGCUGCUCUCGCUUCUGCUCUUCGCUCCUCAGGAGACCGGGAGCCGCCAGGUCCACUACGCGGUCCCCGAGGAGGCCAAGCGCGGCACCUUCGUGGGCCGCAUCGCGCAGGACCUGGGGCUGGAGCUGGCGGAGCUGGUGCCCCGCCUGUUCCGGGUGGCGUCCAAGGGCCGCGGGGACCUUCUGGAGGUAAAUCUGCAGAAUGGCAUUUUGUUUGUGAAUUCUCGGAUCGACCGCGAGGAGCUGUGCGGGCGGAGCCUGGAGUGCAGCAUCCACCUGGAGGUGGUGGUGGAGCGGCCGCUGCAGGUUUUCCACGUGGAGGUGGAGGUGAAGGACAUUAACGACAACCCGCCUGUGUUCCCAGCGACACACAAGAAUCUAUUUAUUUCCGAAGCUAGGGCUCUUGACUCUCAUUUUUCGCUAGAGGGCGCCUCGGAUGCAGAUAUCGGGGUCAACGCUCUGCUGACUUACAGACUGAGCCCCAAUGAAUACUUCUCUCUGGAAGUACCGACCAACGACGACCAGGUAAAACCGCUUCAACUGGUACUGAAAAAACCUUUAGACAGGGAAGUCGCUUCGGAGCUCCUCUUGGUGCUUAAAGCAACAGACGGGGGCAAACCUGAGCGGACAGGUACUGCAGAAGUACAGAUCACAGUGCUGGAUGCAAACGACAACGCCCCAGUAUUUGACAAAGCAGUCCAUCGGGUGAAGCUACUGGAAAAUACAAGGAACGGCACGCUGGUUCUUAGGCUUAACGCCUCGGAUUUGGACGAGGCUUCAAAUAGCCACAUUCUUUACUCCUUUGCAGCUGAUGUCUCCCCGGAUACAGCAACAACUUUUUGCAUAGAACCAGUCACCGGAGAAAUAAAAGUAAAUGGAAAAAUAGAUUUUGAAGGAACUCAAUUAUGGAAACUGCAAAUAGAAGCAGUUGAUAAUGGAAGCCCCCCAAUGUUUGGUCACUGCACCAUCUUGGUAGAAGUCGUGGACAUCAAUGAUAAUGCUCCGGAGUUGCUAGUGACUUCACUCUCACUUCCUGUUCCUGAGGACGCUCUACUGGGGACCGUCAUCGCCUUGAUUAGUGUAACCGACCAUGAUGCCGGUGUCAACGGGCAAGUGACCUGCUCGUUAACACCCCAAUCCCCCUUCAAGCUGAUGCCCACCUUCAAGAAUUACUAUUCGCUGGUGCUGGACAGCGCCCUGGACCGCGAGAGAGUGGCGAACUACAUUGUAGUUGUGACAGCGCGGGACGGGGGCUCGCCGUCGUUGUCGGCCACCGCCAGCGUGUCCGUGGAGGUGGCCGACGUGAACGACAACGCGCCGCUGUUCGCGCAGCCCGAGUACACGGUGUUCGUGAAGGAGAACAACCCGCCCGGCCGCCACAUCUUCACGGUGUCGGCGCGGGACUCGGACGCGCAGGAGAACGCGCGGGUGUCCUACUCGCUGGUGGAGCGGCGGGUGGGCGAGCGCGCGCUGUCGAGCUACGUGUCGGUGCACGCGGAGAGCGGCCAGGUGUCCGCGCUGCAGCCUCUGGACCACGAGGAGCUGGAGCUGCUGCAGUUCCAGGUGAGCGCGCGCGACGCGGGCGAGCCUCCUCUGGGCAGCACCGUGACGCUGCGAGUGUUCGUGCUGGACGAGAACGACAACGCGCCCGCGCUGCUGCCUCCGGCUCCCGGCGGCCCGGGCGGUGCUGUGAGCGAGCUGGUGUCGCGGUCGGUGGGCGCGGGCCACGUGGUGGCGAAGGUGCGCGCGGUGGACGCGGACUCGGGCUACAACGCGUGGCUGUCGUAUGAGCUGCUGCCGGCGGCGGGUGGUGCGCGCAGCCCGUUCCGCGUGGGGCUGUACACGGGCGAGGUCAGCACGACGCGCGCCCUGGACGAGGCGGACUCUCCGCGGCAGCGCCUGCUGGUGCUGGUGAAGGACCAUGGCGAGCCGGCGCUGGCGGUCACCGCCACCGUGCUGCUGUCGCUGGAGGAUAGCGGUCAGGCGCCUAAGGCCUCUUCGCGAGCUUCUUUGGGUGCCCAGGGCUCAGGGACGGCGCUGGUGGAUGUGAACGUGUAUCUGAUCAUCGCCAUCUGCGCGGUGUCCAGCCUGCUGGUGCUCACACUGUUGCUCUACAUAGCGCUGCGGUGCUCGGCGCCGCCCACCGAGGGCUGGUGCGGGCCGGGGAAGCCCGUGCUGGUGUGCUCCAGCGCGGUGGGCAGCUGGUCGUUUUCGCAGCAGAAGCCGCAGAGGGCGUGCUCUGGGGAGGGGCCGCCCAAGACGGACCUCAUGGCCUUCAGUCCGAGUGUACCUCCUGGUUCUAGAGAUAACGGAGAACUGCAGGAGAUUUGCGGGAAUUUAAUGUCGUGUGCAAUGUUUGGGGUUCAAAGAGGGGGAUUGGACACUCAGCAACUGCUGCUGUCGCUUCUGCUAUUCGCGCUCUGGGAGGCUGGGAGCGGCCAGGUCCACUACUCGGUCCCCGAGGAGGCCAAGCACGGCACCUUCGUGGGCCGCAUCGCGCAGGACCUGGGGCUGGAGCUGGCGGAGCUGGUGCCGCGCCUGUUCCGGGUGGCGUCCAAAGGCCGCGGGGACCUUCUGGAGGUAAAUCUGCAGAAUGGCAUUUUGUUUGUGAAUUCUCGGAUCGACCGCGAGGAGCUGUGCGGGCGGAGCUUGGAGUGCAGCAUCCACCUGGAGGUGGUGGUGGAGAGGCCGCUGCAGGUCUUCCAUGUGGAGGUGGAGGUGAAAGACAUUAACGACAACCCGCCGGUGUUCUCUCUCAGAGAACAAAAGCUGCUGAUUCCGGAAUCGAAGCCACCUGACUCCCAUUUUCCUCUAGAGGGCGCCUCUGAUGCGGAUAUAGGAGAGAAUGCUCUAUUGACUUACAGGCUAAGUCAAAAUGAAUAUUUUUCUUUAGAAUUACCAAGAAAUAGUAAGCAGACUAAUAGACUGUCACUUACAUUAAAGAAGUCUCUGGAUAGGGAGAAAACUCCGGAAAUUAGUUUGCUACUGACGGCUGCAGACCAGGGAAAGCCGGAGCUAACGGGCACGGCUCAGCUUUUCAUCUGCAUCUUGGAUACUAACGACAAUGAUCCAGAAUUUGAGCAACCAGAAUACAAGGUGAGAUUAAUGGAAAACGCAGCUAGAGAAACGUUUGUGAUAAAAUUGAACGCUACAGAUCUAGAUGAAGGAGUCAAUGGGGAGGUCACAUACUCCUUGUUGUCCGUUAAGCCCGAUGGAAAACCCUUAUUCACAAUAGGUAAAAAUAGUGGAGAGGUGAGGGUCAAUGGAACUUUAGAUUAUGAAAAAAACAAAUUUUAUGAAAUUGAAGUACAGGCCACAGAUAAGGGAAAUCCUCCAAUGGCAGGUCACUGUACAGUCUGGAUAGAAAUCUUAGAUGCCAAUGAUAAUGCGCCUGAAAUCACCGUGACUUCCCUGUCUCUCCCAGUACCAGAGGCCACUCAGCCUAGUACUGUCAUUGCGUUAAUUAGUGUAUCAGACCGCGAUUCUGGUGCGAACGGACAGGUGAUCUGUUCUCUAACGCCCGAAGUUCCCUUCAAGAUCAUUUCCACGUUCAAGAACUACUACUCACUAGUGCUGGACAGCGCCCUGGACCGCGAGAAGGUGUCACACUACGAGUUGGUGGUGACAGCGCGGGACCAGGGUUCGCCUUCGCUGUCGUCCACAGCCAGCUUGUCGGUGGAGGUGGCCGACGUGAACGACAACGCGCCGCUGUUCGCGCAGCCCGAGUACACGGUGUUCGUGAAGGAGAACAACCCGCCCGGCCGCCACAUCUUCACGGUGUCGGCGCGGGACUCGGACGCGCAGGAGAACGCGCGGGUGUCCUACUCGCUGGUGGAGCGGCGGGUGGGCGAGCGCGCGCUGUCGAGCUACCUGUCGGUGCACGCGGAGAGCGGCCAGGUGUCCGCGCUGCAGCCUCUGGACCACGAGGAGCUGGAGCUGCUGCAGUUCCAGGUGAGCGCGCGCGACGCGGGCGAGCCUCCUCUGGGCAGCACCGUGACGCUGCGGGUGUUCGUGCUGGACGAGAACGACAACGCGCCCGCGCUGCUGCCUCCGGCUCCAGGCGGCCCGGGAGGUGCUGUGAGCGAGCUGGUGUCGCGGUCGGUGGGCGCGGGCCACGUGGUGGCGAAGGUGCGCGCGGUGGACGCGGACUCGGGCUACAACGCGUGGCUGUCGUAUGAGCUGCUGCCGGCGGCGGGUGGUGCGCGCAGCCCGUUCCGCGUGGGGCUGUACACGGGCGAGGUCAGCACGACGCGCGCCCUGGACGAGGCGGACUCUCCGCGCCAGCGGCUGCUGGUGCUGGUGAAGGACCAUGGCGAGCCGGCGCUGGCGGUCACGGCCACUGUGCUGCUGUCGCUGGUGGACAGCGGUCAGGCGCCUAAGGCCUCGUCGCGAAUGUCGGCGGGGGUCACAGGCCCAGAGGUGGCGCUGUUGGACGUGAACGUGUACCUGAUCAUCGCCAUCUGCGCGGUGUCCAGCCUGUUGGUGCUCACGCUGAUUCUGUACCUGGCUCUGCGGUGCUCGGCGCCGCCCAAUGAGGGCGCAUGUGGCCCGGGGAAGCCCGUGCUGGUGUGCUCCAGCGCGGUGGGCAGCUGGUCUUACUCACAGCAGAAGCGACAGAGGGUGUGCUCUGGGGAGGGGCCGCCCAAGGCAGACCUCAUGGCCUUCAGUCCCAGUCUUCCUCCAGGUCCGCAUAAAGAAGAUGGAGGGGAAAGGCAGGAGACCGGGUCAAAUCAUUUUGAGCAGCCUUUUGCCUUGAUAUUUUCAUCUUAUUAG